Molecule: messenger RNA, 408 nt
Organism: Exaiptasia diaphana
Lineage: Eukaryota; Metazoa; Cnidaria; Anthozoa; Actiniaria; Aiptasiidae
Product: 5'-AMP-activated protein kinase catalytic subunit alpha-2-like
Exons: 3
Coding region: 29-394 (121 amino acids)
Source: RefSeq, a predicted model, not a curated record
UCGAUCACAGAGUAAACCCAAUGAUAUCAUGUCUGAAGUUUAUCGUGCCAUGGUUAUGCUUGGCUAUGAAUGGAAGUUAAUCAAUCCUUUUCACCUUCGAGUUUUGGGCAAAAAUAAAGUCUCUGGUAAAAUUACAAAAAUAAGYUUGCAGCUUUAUCAGGUUGAUCAUAAAAGUUACUUGUUGGAUUUCAAAAGCCUUGCAUCGCCRUCUACUGCUCAGGAACUGUCUAUUACUGGUGAAUCAUCACGYCGGUCUUCAGCUAAUUCCUCUUGUAGCAGUUUGAAAGACUAUGCAGGYCAUUCAAAUGAACAGGUUUUUUCRUSUWCAGUGGGUCAUCAUACUCUGGACUUUCUGGARAUGUGUUCGAAUCURAUCAUAGCUUUGGCUUGCUGARGAGGUUGUCUUUG